AUGAACGCCUCGGGCAGUGCCGGCGGCCUGGUGGGAACCAAUAACAGCGGCAGCGCGACCAUCAGCAAUAGCUACGCGACGGGCAAGGUCACCUCCACCGGCGGCUAUGUCGGCGGCCUGGUGGGCCUGUUGCGUGGAACCUUGAGCAACAGCUAUGCGACGGGCGACGUGCAGACCACCGGGCUGGCCGGCGGCGUGGUCGGCUACAACGUGGGCGGCACCAUCACGAAUGUCUAUACCACCGGCAAGGUGACGGGCGGCGGCGCCAGCGUGGGCGCCAUUGUCGGCGAGCACAAUUCGGGCUCCGUCAACCGCGCCUAUUUUGACAGCACGAUCAAUUCCGGCCUGAAUGGCAUCGGCCAGAGCUUCAAUGGCGCCACCUCAAACGCGCAAGGGCUGAGCACGGCGCAGAUGCUGGUAUCGAGUAAUUAUGUGGGGUUCAAUUUCACGACCACGGGCGGCGCCACCGGCAAUAAUUGGGUGGCGGUCAGCGCCGACGGCACCCUCAAUGGCGCUGCCGGCACGCGCCCCAUGCUGGCGUCGGAGUGGUCAAAUACCAUCAAUUCCACGCACCAGCUGCAAUUGAUGGCGAUGAACAAGACAGCCACCUACACGCUGGGCAGCAGCUUCAGCGCCGCCACGACGGCGGCCAAUGGCCAGGAUAUCUGGGGAACCACUGGCUUCAUCCCCGUCGGCACGGCAGGUUCGGCCUUCACGGGCAGCCUCGACGGCACCGGCCAUAUCAUUUCCAGCCUGACCAUUGCCAAGGCGGGCGUGAACAACGUGGGCCUGUUCGGCGCCAUCGGCAGCGGCGGGGUGGUGGCGAAUGUGGGCUUGUCCGGUGGCAGCGUAGCGGGCGGCACGAAUGUGGGCGCCCUGGCCGGCAGCAAUGCCGGCACGAUCAGCGGCAGCUUUGCCACCAGCGGCGUGACGAGCACGUCCACCGGAGGCGGCCUGGUGGGCAGCAAUACGGGCACGGUGGCGGACAGCUAUGCCAGCGGGGCCGUGAGCGGCACCAGCAUCGUCGGCGGCCUCGUCGGCAGCAAUGGCGGCAGCAUCGCCAACAGUUAUGCGAACGGCAGCGUGAGCGGUUCCAGCAGUGUGGGCGGCCUGGUGGGCGCCAGUACGGGCAGCACUACGGGCAGCUAUUGGGACACGACGGCCAGCGGCCAGGCGAAUAGCAUGGGCGGUACCGCCAUGACGACGGCGCAGCUGAAAAACCUGUCGAAUUACACGGGCGCCGGCUGGGAACUGGCGCAGAUGUGGGUGGUCUACGACGGACAGAGCGCGCCUUUCCUGCGCUCGUUCAUGAAGCAGAUCGCCGUGCGCGUUUCCUACGACAGCAAGGUGUAUGACGGCGUGGCCUACGCAGGCGGCAGCAAUAGCGUCACCUACUCGAACACGGUGGAUGGCGCCAGUCUGUUGGGCACGCCCGUGUAUGCGGGCAAUGCCGCCGGCGCAGUCAAUGCGGGCACCUAUGGCGUGUCGGCCAGCGGCCUGUACGCUUCGGGCGGCCAGUCCGGCUACGCCAUCAGCUAUAUCGAUGGCGGCCUGUUGAUCACGCCCAACAAGAAUGCCGGCAACGGCAUCGCCGUGACAGUCAACGCGGCCCUGGGCGGCAGCGCCGGCGGCAACUAUGCGCUGGUGCCCGUGAACGGCUUGACGGGCAAUAUCAGCAAGGCCACCAUCAGCGGCGUGAGCGGCAUUGUUGCUGGAAAUAAAGUGUAUGACGGCACCGCCACGGCCAGCCUGAACACGGCGGGCGCCACGUUCGCGGGCAUGAUCGGUGGCGACAGCCUGAGCGUGUCGGGCGCCAGCGGCAGUUUUGCCGACAAGAACGCGGGCACAGGCAAGACGGUCAGCAUCAGCGGCAUCGUGCUGGGCGGCACGGAUGCCGGCAACUACAAUUUGACCGGCACCACGGCCAGCAGCACGCCGAUAUCAGCAAGGCCACCAUCAGCGGCGUGA
This is a messenger RNA of Ostertagia ostertagi, 1968 nucleotides long. Lineage: Eukaryota; Metazoa; Nematoda; Chromadorea; Rhabditida; Trichostrongylidae. The record is from the annotation of a GenBank genome assembly.